CGUUUCACCCGUGCCACCGCGACAGCCUCUCGUCCCAGAAGCUAGCAGCGCAAAACCGAACAACAGCUGAGUUUGCACGAAGAUCCCGCGAAUCACCGCAACGUUAAAUCCAACUCCAGCACCGGACACGGACACGCGUGACCGUCGAGAGCCAGAGAAGCCACUGCCAGCCGUGGACACCUCGGAAACGGCGCAGGGAAGAAGCAGCAGCGCGUCCAGCAAACCCCGGCAAACAAAGAGGUCCCCAUCUUCAACGACAACAUUUUUCCUCCAUAUUCCAUAGUUAUGAGUCAUGUGGCCAUCGAGAAUGCCCACGGCCUGGAGCAGCAGCUUGCUGUCCUCGACUUGAGUGCUGCAGAUGGACAAAUUGGAGGCAAUAGCAGUAAGCAUGCAAAAUCAGGAAAUGCCUUCGCCGCUGGUCGACAAGGUGUCUACGCCAUGGCGCCUCCAGCCAACUUCGGUUGGGACGGAGGGCGCAACAACUUUGUGAAUGGCUACCAUGACAACCGCAUGGCCGGCAACACAUUUAAUCGGGGCCCGCCUCGCAUGGAGCGGGGAAGAGGCGGCGGAGGCGGUUAUCGUGGUAACAGAGGAGGAGCCUUCAACCCCAUCAUCCCAGCACAGCCAAUGGGAUUUGGUAGCUUCGAAAACAAAGAUGCAGGCGGCUGGAACACGGCUAAGGACGCCUAUAGCAAUUUUGGUAACAACCGAGGGAAGUCUGCAUUCUUCAAUGACAGGGGCAACGCUAACAGAGGGAGGUUCGACCAUGGUGGAUUUGGUGGUGGUGGAGGAGGCGGAGGAGGAAACAGCCGCUGGGUGGAGGAGCCCCUGAAUGAAGGUGAUUGGUCCAAACCAACACCACGUAACGAACGCCUUGAAAAUGAGCUGUUCGCGGCCAGUAACACAGGCAUUAACUUUGAGAAAUAUGAUGACAUUCCCGUUGAGGCCACAGGGCAGAACUGCCCCCACCACAUUGAUAGCUUCCAAGAUGUGGACAUGGGUGAGAUUAUCAUGAACAACAUCGCUCUGAGUCGCUACACCAGACCGACUCCUGUCCAGAAAUACGCCAUUCCAAUCGUCAAGUCAAAGAGAGAUCUCAUGGCAUGCGCACAGACAGGUUCUGGAAAGACUGCAGCAUUUCUGCUGCCAAUUCUCAGCCAGAUCUACAACGAGGGACCAGGAGAAGCUACUAAUGCAGCUAAAACCUCCGGACAGGAGAAUGGGAAGUACGGACGUCGUAAGCAGUACCCAAUGGCUCUGAUACUGGCUCCAACCAGAGAGCUGGCUUUGCAGAUAUAUGAUGAAUCCAGGAAGUUUUCCUACAGGUCCAGAGUGCGUCCUUGUGUUGUGUAUGGAGGAGCAGACAUUGGCCAGCAGAUCAGAGACCUGGAGAGAGGCUGCCACCUACUGGUGGCUACACCAGGAAGACUGGUAGACAUGAUGGAGAGGGGCAAGAUUGGACUGGACUACUGCAACUACUUGGUCCUGGAUGAGGCAGAUCGCAUGUUGGACAUGGGAUUCGAACCGCAGAUCAGGCGCAUUGUGGAGCAGGACACCAUGCCACACAAAGGCCUGCGACAAACCAUGAUGUUCAGUGCUACUUUUCCUAAAGAGAUCCAGAUCCUGGCCAGGGAUUUCCUAGAGGAGUACAUCUUCCUGGCAGUGGGCAGAGUGGGUUCCACCUCAGAGAACAUCACUCAGAAAGUGGUGUGGGUGGAAGAGAGCGAUAAGAGGUCUUUCCUCCUGGACCUGCUCAGUGCUACAGUCAUCCCGAGCGAGGUACAGGACAAUACUGGAGACAACAUAGAGAAACCUGGCAAGGACUCAUUGACUCUGGUUUUUGUGGAGACCAAGAAAGGCGCCGAUGCCUUGGAGGACUUCCUUUAUCGGGAGGGCUACGCCUGCACCAGCAUCCAUGGUGACCGCUCCCAGAGGGACCGAGAAGAGGCCCUGAGCCAGUUCCGAUCAGGAAAAUGCCCCAUUCUGGUUGCCACAGCGGUGGCAGCUCGGGGUCUGGACAUCUCCAACGUGAAGCACGUUAUUAACUUUGAUCUGCCCAGCGACAUAGAGGAGUAUGUCCACCGCAUCGGGCGUACAGGAAGAGUCGGAAACCUGGGAUUGGCCACAUCGUUCUUCAAUGAUAAGAACGGGAACAUCACUAAAGACCUGCUGGACAUCCUUGUAGAGGCCAAACAGGAAGUUCCCUCUUGGCUUGAGAGCCUGGCCUAUGAGCACCAGCAUAAGAGCACCAACAGAGGACGUUCCAAGAGGUUUGCUGGAGGGUUUGGAGCACGUGAUUAUCGUCAGACAGCCGCUGGAGCUAACGCCGGAGGGUUCGGAGCACGCGGAGGACGCAACCAGCCAGGACAUGGAGCAGCCCGAGGCUUUGGAGGAGCUGGAUUUGGAAACUUCUACGCCAGUGACGGCUACGGCGCCAACUACUCGCACCCUCAAGUUGACUGGUGGGGCAACUAGGUUCCUCCUCUUUCCUCCAUCCCUUCUCCUUCACUCAUUCUUCUUUCUUCUUUUCACCCAUCAUCCUCCCUCAUUUCCCCCACUGUCGUCUGCACUCCGUCUGUCUACAUCCCUUCCAUAAACCCCAAGAAUCCAUGUGCAUGUUAUUGGACUAUUUAUACUCGUUUAUAUAGCCCCCCUUCCAUCUCUAUGCGCUUAAAUCUUUUAAUUCCUCUUCUAUCCAUCUCCACCUUCGUCGUUACAGUUUUCGGUUUGAUUUUUUGAUUUCUUAGUUCCCGAUGACUCUCGCCUAUUACAAUUGGUCACAGUUAAAAAGGAUUCUUCAAUUUUUAGCGGGUUAUUUUUUUUUUAAACACUAGCCACAGGUUUACUUCAAGCUAGCAGCAUCCUUUGUUUUCAGCGAGGACAUUUUAAAGUAUUUUUCCCUCUGUGACACGUCUGAAGAGAAAUAACCAGUUCUAAAGUUUUACAUGUUCUUUUAUAUGAUACACACAAGAUUGACAGCGUGUGGACUUCUCCAUAACAGUUGCAGAAGACGGAGGGAUAUUCAUUUAUUUCAGUUAAAGAUUUUAGUUUUGGCUUUAUUAUUUUUGUCUAUAUUCACCCAAAGCCAGCUCCCUGUGUCCCUCCACACGCCAUCUUUGUAUGUAACGCAUGGCCAUGUUGUAAAUCACCGGCCAGGAACUUUUCUAAAACAUGCGCGGAGAAAGGUGAGGCUGAGGUGUACUUCACUUACAUCACAGAUUCUUAAAAAGGGGUAACGAAACCGCAAAAAGUUGUUUUUUGUCACCUUUUUAAAACAAUCGUUUCAAGAGAAUAAUGAGACUGAGGAGACGAGGAGCUGGGACGCUUCCGGUGGUUGUUAAUAUCACAAUGACAAAUAGCAUUUCUUUGUUUGAAGCAAAACAUAAUGGAGAAUCAUUUGUUUCUGUACUGUGCCUUUCAGCAGUUGAACUUUUGUCCCUUGUUUCCAUUGUUUUUAUUGCCAUUAUGCGUUCAGGGCCACAAGUAUCGGCCAACUGUGACUGAAAAGAAAAAGUGUAUUCAAUGUCAUGUAUGGGUUCAGUCAUGUUUUCUUUAUUUCUAUUUGGAAGGAAACAAACUAGGCUUGAACUAAAUCAAACCUUGGCAAAAAAAAAAACUAAAUAAAAACUGUGGUGAGGAACCUCAACACUGUUCCUUAUCUGUCUAUUGAAGUUCAAAUUCAUCUGGAGGUCUCUGAUGAGCUGAUUCCCAACUGCGUAUCACCACUGCUGCCACAUCUGUAUUUUUUCAACACCCUCUUCCAGAGCCUAGAAAUUGGAUUCAACAAAACAUUGCAUUUGGCUUUAAAUAGAGACAACAGCAGUGGUUUUAUGCCUUUGGGAAACAAAGUCUGACUCAUUGACCUGUAUGUCACAUCUAUAGCUCUGGUUUGAGCUCGAGUUUGAGUUUCUCAAAACCAUGUGGUCACUAAUUGUUGGGUCACUUAAUGCUCAACAGGGAGUCACUGAGAGAGAGUUUGGUUCUGCUCUGCAGCAGCAGAUGCGUCGUUUUGCAUCUUGUAGUCUUUACCUUCAAAUAUGUGGUUCUAAAAAAAUGUUAUAUUAGAUUAGACCUGUUAGGGUUAGUAGUUCAAGUUCAACAGUAACAAAUCUUCAUCAGUGACUCUGGAUGGUCAGAUGACUCUUAGUGCCACCGUGCUCUUGGGAAACUGGCUCUGCUUCCACCACAAACAUUGAAAAACCCUUGUUUGCCAAAAAGCUUCUUUCAAGGGGAAACACAACUUUUAAAAAACGGCUAUAAUAGUUAAAAAAUAUUCUUGCUCACUCUAUCCUGGAGAGUUACAUGAAGAGUCUUCUCUAAAAUAAGUAAUUCCAGUUUAUUUGUUAGGUCUUACAGAUCCGUUGAGGUCGGGUAUAAAAGUAGAGAAUCUGUAGCUUAAUCUGUUUCACAGCAGGGAGAUGCUGGGGCUUCUGGGAGAUAUAACCACACGUCUGUAGCACAUUUUAGUCAUUGUGUCGUCAUGUCUUACUGUGCUGUGUUCCACCCAUGUCCUAUCAGCCUUAGAUUGCAGGUGAUUCCCUUAUUAUUCAUUGAGUUUUUCGAAUUAAGUCAAAUCAUUCACGGCAAUGUUUUCAAGAAAUCAGCCGACAAAGCAGCCCCCAGAUUUCCGACGCACAUCAGAGUCAAAUCAUGUUCUUCGUAACCAACCGCUGCACCCGUCACUUUCUAUGUCGGCUGAACACCAGCAGCAGGUUGGCAUUAGCCGCCGCUGAGAUCCUUCCAGCUACUGGACGUGACUGCUGCUUCCUUCCUGUGCGUCUAGGUUAUUGUGAAAUGAUGCAACACUGCUGGUGGGUGCAGCAUUUCAACAGAUCUCUAAAUCACCCAGCUAUUGUCCAAGGAUGAAUAAUCAGAACAUUUUGGGAGCUUCUGGUGUAGACGGUGGAUAUCCGGGCCAAGACUCAGACUUCCGUUCACUCUACACUGUUGACAGUCCAAUUAGUUUAUUUGUAUCAUACAAAGUGAGAUGUGUAAUGUCUAGACAAAAUGUUGGCCUAAUCUCUAGUAACAGCUGAGUGCAAAUACAUUAAAAAAACUUUGACCAGCGCUGUCCCACCUUAUUCCAAAGAAUCCUUGCGUCUGCAUAGCACAGUAAGAUAUAGGACAGAUAAAGUGUGCUAAUGGACAAGUGGCAUAAAAGAACUGAAGAUUUAAGAACCUUGAUAUAAUUAAUGCUUGAUCCCUGGUUAGCCCCACUUUGCUCUGCCGUGGAACCAGGCUACAAGUAGCAGUUGACCUGCACCCAUGAUGUCCGUGUUGGGUCCCAGUUUGAACAUAUAAGAGAACCUCCACUGUCAUUUGAAUGAUUCAGUGGUAGAAGCCCAAUCCCCCACUGUGUCUUAUCAGCAGCAGAAUAUGCCAAAAUGCACUGUUGCUACCUGGUGGGGAAAUUUAUUAUUUCUUAUCAGGGUAUUAAUUUGUUUUGUUUACAUCGAUAAUUUUUAGUGAAAUAAAGAAAAUCUAGGUUGUGUGUAUAUAGUUAGGCUCUUUAAAAUAGAAUGAGAAGAAUCUCCACUGAAAAAGAAUGUGAAGCAACACUUGAUGUGUAGAAGAUUAUCUUUGAUCACUCGACAUUGGACCACGCAGUGUCUGUCAAACUGAGCUCAGUGGGCAAUUUGAAGCGGCUCAGCAGAUUUAUUCUUUACAGUUUUGUACACACACGAUCAGAUUCCCUCAAAUUGCCCACUGGCUUUGACACAGGACAAGGCUGGACCAAGGCAACAAAACAUGCAAGUGUUGUUUUUUGGUCAAGGAGUUAAAAAUGCCAAACCAAUGAUUACAAUUCUACAGCAGGCUUUAGUUAUUAUUUUUUUCCCGUCUAUUUUUUAUUUUAUUUUUUACACUUCUUGUCGUGCUCGGGUCGGUCGUUGAAUCCGUGUCCCUCGAGUACAAGUUGAUUAGGAGGUUCAGCGAAGUAGUUGGCGCGAUUCGAGAGGAGUUUGAGGCUGAGUUGAUGCCAGAGGACUGAGCAGACAGCGGAUCACAUGCUAAAUCUUUUUUGUGUCGAUUUUCCACAAAAGCUUCUCUUUGUGGCCGGAGAGUCAGUCGUAGCAGGCGAGGGAAGACGCAGCACACGCGACCACGUUUCUUUCAGUUGCUGUUUUAAAUGUUACUGUAGCGCAUCGUUCUCUCUGUUCUAAUAUCGGCUGAACUACAAUGAAGCACUGGUUAAAUCGGUGUUGACCGGAACUGUGUCGAGGUGUCCCAAAAAAAUGAUUUCAGCUCAUGAUAAACGAUUCAACACACUUCUCCUGCAGCAAUGGUGGAUAGUCUCCGUCUUUAGAUUUCUUAGAGCAACUGUUAAAUGAAGGAAGAAGAAUAAGAAUCGGCAGCAGUGGGAUAGAAAUUAGUGACUGGACAAUAUGUUGAAGAUAGUAUUGCAGAUGACAAUCACUAAUGAAGGAUUUAUUUAGUUUAGAAUUCACUUAACACGUGGACAGAUUUCUUUUUUAAGUUGCACUUUUUCUUGGACACCGGGAAACGUAGAGACUGAAACUCCUUACACAGUUGAUGAUACACAAUCUUUAUUGUGUUACGUUUCCCAUAAGCGUCUUGAAAUCCCCUCAUUGUUGAUGUUUUUGAGCUUUUUUUUUUUUUUGGAGGAGGGACAUUUUGACGCUUUCAGACACUGGUUUCAUAUCAGUGUUUUUAAAUAUUGGCUGAAUAUGACGAGUUUGGCAGUGACAAACUGACACCGUUACACAGUCCCUGUUUCGAGGGGGAAAUUGUCAGCAUUGUGACUUGAAACCGUGGCUCUUUAUGCAGCUGGUGCAGUUCAAUAAAAAGUCCACGUAUGUUUAAAAUACCUUCAAGAAGGAAAUGGUGUCAGUUAAAAGGUUGAGAAAGAAUAUGGUUCCGUGUUGACAUUGCCGUGCCUUCUAACAGCCACUAGGGGGCAGAUAGACUAACUGUAGAAUAAUGGUGUGAUUACAGGCUGCAGGGGAGUGACUGGGCAUUUCACAUAAGGUGAUUCCGAUGCUAGGACUUUAUGAUUUAAGGCAGGGUCUGAGCAUGUUGUUGACUGCUGGUAGUGUAGAUAGGAAUUUUGAACUUUUGCGAUUUACAGCAGGGAAUUGUUGGAACUUGAGUUUACCUCACUCUUCAUCUUGUGUACAGAGCAAAUCUCGUCAGCUCGUAGUGUUUCGGAGCACGCACAUAAAUAUGCAAUGUAUCCAGGUCUCUUUUUUUUUUCUAGGAAGACAGACUAUAAUCGAUCAGCUGUAGUUACUUUUGAACUGUGUUGGAAUAACACUUAAACUACCACUGUGCCCCAAACCCCACCACCCAUUUGGUCAAAACACCCCUCCCCACCCCUGCAAGGCUCUGGGCCUCUACAGGAAGUGCAAUAGAGAUCCAGCUACAGACUCCCCAGGAUGUCACUCAGCACAAGUGCUGAGCAUUCGCGGGGUUAAUCACAAUUAAAACAUGACAUUAUACAUUUUCCAGUUGUUGUGCAAAUCAAUGUUUCCAACAGAUUUAGAAAACUUUCAGAAAGAUGAGUAAAGGCCAAGAGAAAUAUAAUUUAGUUGCUGUGUUGUGUUCCAUUUUGGAUUCCUCUCACUUCUGUUGUUUGCUUUUUAGCCACAGAAGUAGCAGAGCUCAGUGGAUGGAGGUUAGUUCAUCCAUCACUGUUUCCCAGACAGAUUUGUCUCUGUUUUUGCUAAUGAAUCCUAACGAUCCCUGUAUCAGUUUUGUUAAUUCAAGGCAAGAAGUGCUCAGAUUUUUCCCUCUGAAAGAAAACGUAGUAUUUUUUAAACUCAGCACUUUAUUUUAUGGUUUUUGAAUAUUUUUCAAAGACUUUUUUUGAUGCCUUAAAUUCAAAGCUGAUACUCAGCCCUAAUGGAGCCGAUCGGGAAGUUGGUUACACUUGUAAACAGCAUUAUCACGGCAACAGAUACACCGACACUGUCACCAUGGCACGAUGCGUCGCUGCUGUAACUUCACUUGCCAGCAGGAGUAUUUUGAUGGUCAGUGACCAAUUACUGGUGCUAUGUCCCAUUGCUGCGGCCUGCAGGCCCCUCUGUUGUAGAAUAUCUUCAAACCCCGAUAGGUUUUACAAAAUAUACUUUAGUUUGUUACUUUAGUCCUCUGUAGCACACGUCCUUCAAAACCUCGAGGGGUAUGUAUGCGUGAGUGAGUGUGAAAUAGAAGGAGAGGUUUCUCAACAAUACAGUGUGUAUGUGUGUGUGCAUGAGUGUCGUAUGGAAAGGUUCUUCCACAUAUGAAACAGUUCUUUUGUUUUUUUUUCGGGACCAGGUGGAGUUCUAGUUAACAGCAACCGUGGGAUUCAGCUGUUCGCGCGCAGUUCUCGAGUCUACUUUCGCUGCUAGUUUGUGUAAUUUAUCAAGCAUUUCUGAGAAAUAUUUAUUUUUAUAAGCCUAAUACAAAAGUUGAUAUUUUACAAAGUGACUUGACCAAAAGACAGUAAACAAAAACACUGGCACUUGAAUGUUGAAUGUCAUUGGUAUGAGUGAAAUUUCUAUUUUUCUGGGGUAGUGUGAGCUUUUUAAUGUUAAAGAUGCAACGUGCAGGGAUUUCUCUUUGGAUAUGUCACUGUUACAAGCUUUCUUAUACAAAUCUAGGUCCAAAAGCAACAAUACUGUCACUGGUGCCAAAAGGCUGAACAUCCCAAUACAAGAGUUUCUCUAAUACAGGCCGAAACAAAGGUUUUUACACCAUGUGCACAUCUUUCUUUAUUUUAAUUAUAUUUUACAGCCGAGCAGAAUUUAAAACCACAUUUAAGUUCACAAGAUUUAAACCAAAUUUGAUUUGAGAAAAUGCGUUGGUAAACUCUCUCUUCUUUCUCCUGUACAAUACGUGAAGAUGUGCACGUGGUGUCGCAUGAGCUGAAGCACUGGCCCUUAUUGUGACAGUGAUGUAUCAAGAGAAACGUCCUACACCAGUUACCUUUAAAGUCACAUUGGACUCAGUAUCAGAUCCAUAAAACUUGUUUGUGCGACAGGUUCCAUUGCCAAUAAUGAUAAUCAUCCAUAAACAGCCAUUUUUUAAUUGGCAAACAAAAUUUGAGACAAUACCACCAUGUAUGCCAAGGUUUGGAUAAAAAAUAAAAUAAAUCAUUACGAUCAAAGACCAUUUUGUAGAAAAAAAGAAGUAAUUUAAAAAAAACAUUCAGUACAAAAAACAAGUGUCCAGAUUCUCUCCAAGUCGGUUGUUUUUUUUCUUUUCAUUUGAGUCUUUACACUUUUCCUUCCCGUUAAAAAAACCCUUUGUGGUGAAUGUCUGGCAAGUGGCGACCUUCAAAGUCUUCAUAACACAGAAUUAACUGUGGUUCUAUUGCUAUGUUGUUGUGAUUUGCAUAUUUUCAGGCGUCAGUGUGUGAACUCUGUCUCUGGGGAGAUUCUGGCCAGUCAGAAAUGAGGAUCCACUCUGCGGUCCUUUUUCUUUUGCAACAUGCGGCUGAUCUGUCGUGCAUGAGAAUCUCCACGUAGCUUGUAUUUCUACUGAAGGUCCACUUAGCAGAGACACUCUGUAGUCUCUAUGACUGCAGCAACACUGGACCAGAAUUCAUUGCAGCCAAAGUGAAGCUGUGAUCACGGAAACAUCAACCGCUGGUGAAUAAUCACAUUUUAUAGCGUUUUCUGUGCAAACACACACACACUCUGAUAUUUGCACGAGGAAGGUUAUGGCUCCUCUGCCGUUAUGGCAAACGGCACUCCUGGAAACCCGGUACACACGAACACUCUGCGGCUUUAUUUCAUUUUCAGUUGGAUUAUCUUUAGAAAGUGAUCCAAUGUUGAAUAAAGGAAAGUGUGUAGACUUAUUUAGGAAUGGUUUCCGCUUAGACACUGAAAUGAAAUGAAGCCCGGUGUUGUGUCCAUUACUGACUGGCCAGAAGCCCCCUCCCCGGCGUGAACACGCAGCAGCACCGGCCUGGUAGUUAGCAUUUGCUUUAUGUAUUAGUUUUAGCAGUUGUGCACGAAGAGGAGCACUGCACGAAGAGAAGAAAACUGUGCAUCUGUUCUGAUUUUACCACAAAUAAAGGUUUGGAUUUGCAAAUGUUA
Messenger RNA from Platichthys flesus (European flounder), 10043 nucleotides. RefSeq names its product ATP-dependent RNA helicase DDX3X-like. NCBI's taxonomy places the organism in Eukaryota, Metazoa, Chordata, Actinopteri, Pleuronectiformes, Pleuronectidae. Gene Ontology annotation, molecular function: RNA binding; RNA helicase activity; ATP binding. Gene Ontology annotation, cellular component: P granule; nucleus. The transcript is spliced from 19 exons. Gene Ontology annotation, biological process: cell differentiation; gamete generation. The record is from RefSeq and is a predicted model, not a curated record. Bases 286 to 2475 code for a protein of 729 amino acids.